AACUGUCGAUGUGCUGUCAAUUGAUGAAGGCGAAAAAAAGCGGGUUUGUAUGUGGAACGAAAGUUGUGUGUUGCGUCGCUCGGUUUACGGACGGAUUGUUGUGAAAUAAAACGAAUCCGGCAGAUAAAACGUGCCCCAUUUUAUUACCGGUUGGUCUCUGGACUAGACAGUAGAGUUAAGCGGACAAAACAGCCAGCUAACGCGCAGUGAGAAAAUGGCACAACCGGCACCGCUUGGUUUGGAUGUUACGGAACUAAAGUUCAAGCUACAGAGCAAGGUUCCGGUUUUUAAAGGAGAUGGAAAUGCAAAACAUGGCUGCAAUUUGCUUGCUACGGCCAGUGUGCACGGGCUCGUGUUUGCCGGUACCGUUGGUUGCGAGCUGCGCGUACUCAAGCUGAAGGACAUCACCACCGACCGGGUGAUCAAUGAGAUCGUACCGUUGCGAACGGUUCCGCUGCCGAGCGUACCGUACCAGUUGGCCGUUAGCUGCGAUCAUGGAUUUCUGGCGGUGGACAUCGUCGCGAACGGUGUACCGUUCGUGUACAUCUACUCGGUACCAUCGUUUUUGACCGGAUCGAUUGUGAAGGUGCAUGAAAUCAAAACAUCCGCGCAGCCCAAUGUGCGGAGUACACAGCUCUGUUGGAAUCCGGUGCUUCAUAAUGUGCUGGCAGUGCGUACCGAAGCCGGUGGGCUUUCGGCGUACACGCUAAAGGAACCGGCCGGGCUGGAGUUUCAUUCACUCGAUACGAGCAAUCCAGCGGAACGGGCACAGUGUGUCUGCUGGAGUCCAAAGGGCAAACAGCUGGUGGUAGCAUUCGCAAACGGGAAGCUGGUCCAGUACAAACCGGAUCUCAAACCGGCCCGCACCAUCGUCUGCCCGGCCGGUGUAGUGGACGGUGGGUUCGACGUGCUAGCAGUCCAGUGGCUCAGUACGUACCAGUUUGCGGCCGUAUUUCUACCGCAUGCGGACGAUUCGGUGCCAGCACUGUUCAUCGUGAACGCUCCCAAGGCGCCCGCCAAUCCAGUUUUUAUCAACUAUGACGACAUCUGCUACAGUCAGAGUGGACCGCGCAAAGGGCAGGUGUUUUUGCAGCACAUCCUGCCCUGGAAUCUGCUGCUGAUGGCGUCCGCCAACAGCAUGGAGGUUGGGAUAUUGGGUACGACGGAAAGCGGCGAAUCGCCCACCUGGUGCCAGUGGACCACGACGGACGAGGCGCGCGCAGAGUUGCCGCUGACGAGCGAUAAGCAGGAAACGUUCCCCAUCGGCAUGGUGCUUGAAACGGGCUGUACGCACGAGCUCGUAAUCGGCGAGCAGACGUUCCCGGUGAUGCCAAUGAUCCAUCUGCUUUCCACCUACGGCCAGUUGGUUUCCUUCAACGUGCUCAACACUCUGCCGAACGUGCCGAACAUUUGCUCUCCACCAAAGCCGGUGCAAGAUCUGUCCGGAGGAGCGUUCGUUAAGGUGGACGUGGAAAAAUCGGCACCGGCAUCAACGGCGCCAGCUUCCAGCAUGAAUGCGAACGUUCCGGUCGCCGCCCCAGCUACCGCGGGAAUGUUACCACCCUCGGAAAUAUCUUUCGCUGUACCGAACGGUGCCACAUCGACGCCGGCUAUUGCGAAAUCGAAAUCUUUCUUCAAUCCCGGUGUCGGUGACGCGGUGCAAAAAUCUCCGAUAAACUUGUUCGGUGGUGGUGCCGUGACCGGACUGCAGCAACAGAAACCGGCAGCCCCAGCAAUUGCGCCGACAUUUGGCAAGAACAUUACGUUUGGAUCUGCGCCCAUGGGGGGCCAAGGAUUAUCGCAAGGUGUGACGACGGGAGCAAAUGGCAAUAAUGACAAGAAAGCUCCCGCGUUUGCUGGCUUUGCUGCCCAGGGGACGACAGCUGCGAGCACAUUCGGGCAGCUGGGGACAAGCGCCGGCGGUCUUCCUACGAUGUCUGCUCCGCCUUUUCAAGCGGCGAUGGCAUCGAUGGGAUCGAGUGUUCCCACCACGACCGUCACGUCCUCUGCGGGACCGGAUGCAAGCAAACCGCUCGUCACUGUACCCCCGACGUACGCCCCGUCCGUUCAGCUGCAACAGCCGCAGCAAAAUAGUGGUGCAAAUGCUUCCACCGGAGUGACGCGUCCACAGCCACCGGCACCAGCGGCCCAAAAGAAGUCCGACUUUUCCUCGGAAGACAGUAACGCAAUCAUACGCACACUAAUGGUCGAUGAGAUCAAUCGCUUUGCACGCGAGCUGAUCGAUCUGCAGCAGCGCAACCGCACGCUGAACGUGCAAAUCGGCGUGAAGGAGGAGUCGGCCCAGAUUAUACGGAACCUGCGCGAACUGGAGGACAUCAUAGCGCAGGCGAACGAAAGCACCCAAUCGCUCGUGUCGGACGUCCAGUCGCUACGGCUCGGAUUAAACGAAGCGUUCGCGAUGGUGGCGGAAGCGAACAGCAAGAGCACAAUCUACAACAAUCCGACCGUGCAUCAGUACCAGGAAGCGCACGGCGGCAUGUCCCAGACGAGCAGGCGUCAGCUUAGCGCGCUGGAAAAUAUGCUCCAGGUCAAUGAAAACCAGCUGCGCACCGUUACGAAGCAGCUGAAAGCACAGUGGAUGUGUUUGGAGGAGGCGAAACAGGCGCGAGCCAAGCAGCGAAUGCACAUCCCGAGCCUGGAAGUGCUGUACCAGACGCUGUCGAAGCAGCAGGACAUUCUAAACCGGCAGAGUGAUAAAUUGGCGUACCUGAAGAAUAAGCUCGGGUUGCGGGGCAGUUUGAAAGGGUUGGAUGAUCGCAGUGUGAAAGGCGGUAGCAACGCGACCGACACAUCCGAGAGUGCGAUCGAAUCGUUAACGGAUUCGAUCAUAUCGAUGACGCUCGGUGAUCAGGUGGCGGCCGACACGAGAAAGUUAAGCGAAUCGAAGCUGGCCACCCUGCGAAGGGUGCUUGCCGGGCGAAAGGUGGUAACGGUGAAACCGCAGCGUCCGGAUCGCGUUGGCCUUAGCUCGGAGGUGGUCCGUGAGCGUCGCGAUCAAGUCAGGAGGCUGAACGUGGAGCAGGAAAAGGCUAAGGUAGCGCAGCAACAGACGGCUGCGUCUAGGGCGACCGUUCCGUCCGUUACCAAGGAAGCGGAACAAAACAAACUGCAACAACAGCAGCAGCAACAACCUCAACAACAACAACAACAGCGGGUAGUCCAACAGCAACCCAAACAGCAACCGGUUAAACCAUUGGGAACUUCCACAGCUAAUACGAAAGCAUUUUCGUUCGGUACCCAAGCCACGCUAGCAGCAACAGCAGCAGCAGCUCCAAGCGCUCAAGGAAGCUUUUCCUUUGGGCAAACCACAAUUACUCCACUAACGGCGGCGGUUGAUCCGGCAAUGAAACCAACCCCGAACGGUGGAAGCAUCAGUACUGGGCUCAGCUUUGCCGCUCCCAGCCACAGCAAGGAAAGCGAUAAGGACAAAAAAGGUUUGGCCGGCGACGGCAAGGAGAACAUCCCUGUCUCGAAACCCACUGCUUCUGGUCCGUUUAGUUUUGCUUCCUCGGCGGCUUCCGGAGCAUCAUUCGUAACGUCCUCGUCGGCUGACACGUCCUUGUCCUCGACUAGCGCUCCCGCGAAGCCUGUAUUCUCGUUCGGCAGUGCCGGGACCAACGGUCAAUCGGGACUAACGUUCGGUUCGCUGGCGAAACCAAACUUUUCAUUCGAUCUACCUUCCACCACAACUACCGUCAGCGCUGCUGCGACCGGAACAGGCAUCUCUUUCAACCUUGGCCCACCACCCUCGGAAGGAUCGCUCGGCCUAGGCAAACCGAAGCCGGUGGCCGUUUCUUCCCUUACGAACGAAAACGUUCUCCCAUCGGUGGAUGAGACGACGGUGCAGAAGGAUAAACCGUUGCCUCCCUCGUUUGGACCGGUGGAACCGGCCACGAAAGCACCACUGCCGGCCCUUACCAGUUUGCUGCAGAAGGUUGACUCCGGGUCGGUGGAUCUUACCGUGAAGAGUGCUCCGCCAGCUAAACCACUCGCAGAAGGUCCAUUCGGUAGCGGCCUAACCGCGGCCGGUGGCACUAGCAGCUUCGGUUCGGGUGGGUUUUUCGGCAGCGUUAAUAAAGCAGCGUCUUCGGUGGCGGUUGUUGCCACGACGGCGACAACCGUAACGUCGACGAAUGAUGGCGUCAAACCAAUUGCGGGUCUAUUUUCGGGCAUAUCGUUCGGUUCGCUUACCGUAACACCGACGUUUUCGUCUGGUUCGGGACAGACGGGGAGCGAAUCCGGGUUUGGCAGCACUAAACCAACUAACAGUAGCGCUGUUGUUAAUGGAAAUGCAGGCGGAACUGGUGCUGCUGCAACAAGCAGCAGCUCGGUUGGUUUAACGUUCGGCAGCAAUAGCUUUGCGUCGGCUGGAUUUGGUGCAGCGAAAGCGUCGUCAGCAGCAGUAGCGUCCACGGAUACACCAUCGACGACAGCUGCCACUGGCGGACCAACAGCUACUGCUUCCUCUACAACAUCCGGCAUUGGAUUUGGGUCACUUUCCACCAGCUCCACCACAACAACGGCCGCUCCACCGGCAGGCACAUUUUCUUUCGGAAAAUUAUCGCUAGAAAAACCGAAUCUUCUAACGGCAACUUCAACGACCGCUACGACAACCGUUCCUUCGGCGAGCGUUACUGAUGCAACGACGACUGCGACAAGUGCCGGUGCAACCACCACAACAGCAGCGACCGAUGCCACCUCCAAUUUGCUCAGCUCGAUUAGCAUCUGCUCACCGAACGCGGCCACCUCCACAACUCCCAAGAGUCCCUCGUCGGUUACGGGUGGAAACAUUUUCACUUCGGCCACGUUCGGUUCACCGAAAGCAACGGAUACGCCGGCCAGCAAUAUCUUUGGCGGCGGUGGUGCAGCCGUUUCGUCCUCCGGCGGGUCUUUCUUUGGCUCAGGGAAACCAGCUACGGCUACGUUCGGUACAGCAGCAGCAGCAGCAGCAGCACCGCCAGCAGCAACGGCAGCGUCUUCAGUUCCCGUCGGCUUGUUCGCUUCGGUGGUACAACCGAGUGUCGCAUCGACCGCGCCAGUAUCCACCGUCGUUAGCAGCACCACCGCCGGCACUACCGCUGCUGCUGCCGCUGCCGGGGGCAAUAUUUUUGGUGGAUUUUUCAGUUCCGGUGCAGCGGCGGCGGCUGCCACCAGUACACCCUCAACCGGCGGAUCGUUCUUUGGCGGCGGUGGAGGAACGCCGUCCGGUUCCUCCAUUUUCGGAUCGAGCGCGGCCACAACUACGAGCAAUAUUUUUGGUAAUGCGACCACCGCCAGUCCUGCCCCGGGAGGCAACUCGUCGUUGGGAGGUGGCAGCAUGUUCGGAAGUGCAGGCACCACAGCGAACAGCCCUCCCGGUGGUUCGAUUUUUGGAGGUUCGUCCGCGUUUGGUGCAGCAGCAACCACCGGUGGCGUGGCAAGCUCCGGUGGCAACAUAUUCGGCAGUCCGGUCGCAUCGGCUCCAACCACCGGUGGCGGUCUGUUUGGUACGGUUGGUGCCCAGCAGCAGCCCGUCUCUUCAACACAAUCCAUCUUUGGUGGUGGUGGUGGUGGUGCAGUGUCCACCGGCGGUGCGUUUGGAUCGGCGGUCACCGGCAGUCCUGGGGGAGGUCCGUUCAGUAGCGGUGGUACGGGUGCGGGUGUGAAUGCGUUCGCUUCGCCGACUGGUGGUACGACGGCGUCAGCAUUCAGCAAACCGCCAGCGUUCGGUGCAGCGCCCACGUUUGGCGGUGCACCCACGUUCGGCGGUGCGCCCACGUUUGGCGGUGCGCCAACCUUCGGCGGUGCACCCACGUUCGGCAGUCCGAAGGCCACGUUCGGUGGGGGAUCACCGUUCGGUGCUGGAAGUUCGCCGGCUGGCGGCAUCGGCGCAUCGCCAACGCCAUCGAACAAUCUGUUCGAGCAGCUCGGAUCGUCCUCGUCCGGGGUGUCGUUCGGUGGGCUAGCGGCACAGCAGGCACAAAAACCAACCCAGUUCGGUGGGUCGUCGUUUUCCAGCUGGCGAUCGUAAUCUGGUUUUUUUUAUCGUAAUCUGGUCUAAUUUUGGUUUUUUUGCCGUCAAUAAACAUCCGCUGUGCAAAAUA
This is a messenger RNA of Anopheles stephensi (Asian malaria mosquito), 6104 nucleotides long. It is a transcript of the gene Nup214, whose product is annotated as nuclear pore complex protein Nup214. Gene Ontology annotation, molecular function: protein binding; structural constituent of nuclear pore. Gene Ontology annotation, cellular component: nuclear pore. The transcript has 2 exons. NCBI's taxonomy places the organism in Eukaryota, Metazoa, Arthropoda, Insecta, Diptera, Culicidae. Gene Ontology annotation, biological process: RNA export from nucleus; protein import into nucleus. Bases 215 to 6031 code for a protein of 1938 amino acids. The record is from RefSeq and is a predicted model, not a curated record.